CAUGCGCAGUAGCGUUCUCCUUGCCUCAUUGAUUCGAUUCUACAGGCACUGCUGCUGUCAAGCAUCCUCUUGAAGAAAGUUUACGUUCUUGUUGUCUGGUUCGUCCAACAAACGACGAUGAAACGGACGUUUUCCUACCACACCCAAUGCACAGUUCCUGACUGGUUACAGGGGACCCUUGUGCGCAAUGGACCUGGGAUGUUCUCUGUUGGGGACACGGCCUAUAAACACUGGUUUGAUGGCAUGUCUCUCCUCCAUAGCUUCACCUUUAAAGAUGGUGAUGUCUACUACCGGAGUAAAUUUCUCAAGAGUGAUACUUUCAAAAAGAACACUGGUGCCAACAGGAUUGUGGUGUCUGAAUUUGGAACCAUGGUCUAUCCUGAUCCCUGCAAAAACAUUUUUUCAAAGGCUUUUACCUAUCUCAGCAAUGCCAUCCCUGAUUUCACGGACAACGGCCUUGUGAAUAUUAUAAGAUAUGGUGAGGACUACUAUGCAGCAUCUGAAGUGAACUACAUCAACCAGAUCGACCCUCACACUCUGGAGACAGUCGGGCGAGUAAAUUACAGGAACCAUAUUGCACUGAACCUGGCUACUGCUCACCCUCACUAUGAUGAGGAAGGAAACACAUACAACAUGGGCACAGCGAUCAUGAGGUUUGGCCAACCCAAGUACAUGAUAUUCAAAGUUCCAGCCAACGCAUCAGAUAAAGACAGUAAAAAGCCAGACUUGAGUAAAGUGGAGAAGGUGUGCUCCAUCCCCUUCAGAUCAGCCCUCUACCCGAGUUACUUCCACAGCUUUGGCAUGACGGAGAACUACAUUGUCUUCGUGGACCAGGCCUUUAAGCUGGACAUCCUCGGGCUUGCAACGGCCUACUUCAGAGGGGUCAAUUGGGGAGGCUGUCUCAAGUUUGACAAAGAUGAUGUUACAGUAUUCCAUCUGAUCAACCGGAAGACUGGGAAAGCAGUUUCCACAAAGUUCUAUGGAGAUCCUUUUGUGGUGUUCCACCACAUAAAUGCAUAUGAGGAAAACGGCCAUGUUGUAUUUGAUCUGAUCACAUACAAAGACAGCAAUCUGUACGACAUGUUCUACAUUGACAACUUGAAACAGGACACGGACAAAUUCAUAGAAAGCCACAAGAUCUUCUCACCACCAGUCUGUCAGAGAUUCGCCUUACCCAUCGCUGUUGAAAAGGACACUCCAGUAGGCACAAACCUUGUGACACUAGAAGACACCACAGCAAAAGCAGUGAUGCAGAAGGAUGGCUCAGUCUUCUGUUCGCCUGACCUACUCCUUGUGGGUUUAGAAUUGCCACAGAUUAAUUACAAAUUUAAUGCCAAAAAGUACAGAUAUUUCUACGGCUCCAGGGUGGAGUGGUCUCCACAUCCAAACAAGAUUGCCAAAGUAGACAUCGUCACCAGGACUCAUAAAGAGUGGAGCAGUGACGAGUGCUACCCAUCUGAGCCCAUUUUUGUGGCCUCACCCGGCGCUGUGGAGGAGGAUGACGGAGUCCUUUUGUCCUCGAUCGUGUCUCUUAAUCCAGCAAAAAAACCCUUUAUGCUUAUUUUGGACGCCAAAACAAUGGAGGAGAUUGCACGUGCAGAAGUGGAUGCUUCUUUCCACAUGGACCUGCACGGCUGUUUCAUUCCUCGCAAGGACAGUAACUAAGUAGGGUUUGGUAUGGUCAUAUUGUACAUAGAUAGAUAGAUAGAUAGAUACUUUAUUGAUCCCCAGGGGGAAAUUCAAGUUAGAGGGUUUCACAUUGUGGCUUCAUUAAAGUUCGUAGUUUGUAAAGGGAUGCAUAAGAUUGAGCUAAAACCAAACACAACAAAUUAUUUAUAAAGAAUAUUUGCAUAAUAUAGUUUGUAUGUACUUGUUUACACAUAAUAUGUAUUUUAAAGCUACAGUGUGUAGGUAAUCUGUUGUUAGAAAUGGAAUAGUAUUCAAAAUGUUUUCAUUAGUACAUAAUACCUGUAAAUAUGUUUUUGUUAGCUUAGAAUGAGCUCUUUAUACCUACAUAGGGUGUGGGUCUGCAUCUGUCAUGUUACCCCCGCCAUCAUCCCAGAAAGGACAAACCAGCCCCAACGGAAAAGAAGUAUAGGAAUAGUAACCGUAUAGGAAUACUAUAGAUAUACAUAGGAAUCUUAUUUUAGUAUUUUAGGACAUAUAGAGUAUAGUAAAUGAAACGCCUAUGAAGGAAGGUGCUUGCUUGAUAACCCUAGUGAAAUGCUCUUGAAGGCUGUUCUGUUGGUUGUUUUUGUUAGUGAUUUGUGACUUGUUAGUGAUUUUGGUUUUGACGGUAAAUAGGGCUUGGUUAUUGAUUGGCCGCUGUGUGAAAUCCCCUAUAUAGCACGAUGAAUGAUAGGUGUGUUACAGAAUAUCAUUGAAGUAUCAUACACUACUGUAGAACAUCUUUUAGGGGGGAAAAACCCUGGUUCUAACAGGGUCAUUUUGUGUUUUCACCACUUGAGGGCUAUCAGAGUUUACCCAACACACUUGGAACUGGAGUGUCAAUUAGUUACAAGUUAGCAAGCUCAUCACUAGAGGCCACUGUAGCUUUAUUUAUGUUUAACUCAAGUCUUCAAUAAGGUGUAUUAUGUAAUGAACUUAACUGAUUUAAAAUAAAUUUACUUUAAGUAUUCAUAUUCAUACAGUA
Messenger RNA from Alosa alosa (allis shad), 2653 nucleotides. RefSeq names its product beta-carotene oxygenase 1, like (gene bco1l). The transcript is spliced from 11 exons. Gene Ontology annotation, biological process: retinal metabolic process; carotene catabolic process. Gene Ontology annotation, molecular function: beta-carotene 15,15'-dioxygenase activity; carotenoid dioxygenase activity. Lineage: Eukaryota; Metazoa; Chordata; Actinopteri; Clupeiformes; Clupeidae. The coding region runs from base 118 to 1665 and encodes 515 amino acids. The record is from RefSeq and is a predicted model, not a curated record.